AGAUAAUCGGGGCGCCCAAUCCGGCAACGUCGUAGCCGCUCUAUGCUGUGCCGCGCGAGAUGUGUUGUAAAUGUGUGUGUGUGUAUAUGUGUGCGAGUAUGACUUCACAGCAGUAACAUAGACCUGGUUCAAUGGAAAGUAGGUCAGUCACUUUCACUUGUUAUUACACGGGUCCGCCGUAAUCAUUUCGUACCGUACCCCCGUUGAAGCCGGUCGCUCGGGGGUUCUUCCAAUCCGCUGACGACUACUACUUCUUCUUCUUGGUCAGUCUCGUGCAACCUCCCAUCGGAGUCGGACGUUGUUCGUUCUUCCUCCCUUCUUGUUUUCAUUUCCGACCGAAUCGUCGUCGCGAGUGCUGUGAUUGUUGCUUCUUCAACAUUGGAUUAUACAUUAGUGCCUUCGAUAAUGUUCAUAAGGAUUUUUUGAAAGGUUUUAGUGAGAAAUGUUACUCGAAAUGGAUAACCACUCAACGUUAUUGUCCCUGAACAUGUCCCCGUUUAACGCGAACCACCAGGGGGAUUCCCCGGUGACCACCUCGAGCCCCCUGAGCCACUACGUCGGCUCGCCCCCCCUGUCUUACAGUAACUGUCAGCAGUCGAUGGGGGCCGCGAUGCCCCAGCACCAACAAAACAUGAUGAUGUCCCAUCAGGCGAUGCCCAAUAUAGAUCCCUCUUAUUUUUUCUCCCCAGGAACCCAAACGAUCGCCGGAUUGGACAUGGGGGCCGCCUAUCAGAUCUCCUCGAACCUGGGCGGAGGGGCGACGGGGAACGGGGGCGCGGGCUCCGGUAGUCCCGAUGUGCCGGACAUCAAGGACGUCAUCGAGGAACUGUGUCCGGUGUGCGGGGAUAAAGUGUCCGGGUACCAUUACGGAUUGUUAACGUGCGAGUCCUGCAAGGGGUUCUUUAAACGGACCGUGCAGAACAAGAAAGUUUACACGUGUGUCGCGGAACGGAGUUGUCACAUCGACAAGACGCAGAGGAAACGGUGCCCGUUUUGUCGCUUCCAGAAGUGCCUCGAUGUCGGCAUGAAGCUCGAAGCCGUACGAGCGGAUCGCAUGAGGGGCGGCAGAAACAAAUUCGGACCAAUGUACAAGAGAGACAGGGCGCGCAAACUGCAAAUCAUGCGACAGAGACAGUUGGCCGCGCAGACGAUACGCGGUGCGCAGCUACAGCCCGAGGGCCUGUACAGCCCCCAACCGGGCACCUCUUCCUACGCCAACAUUCAUAUUAAACAAGAAAUUCAAAUACCUCAGGUUUCUUCCCUCACGUCGUCCCCGGACUCAUCCCCCUCGCCGAUCGCGGUCGCCUUAGGCCAAGUCAGCUCGCACAUGCAACUGUCGGGUCAGCAGUCGGCCCUCCAGAUCGUCGGCGGGGUGGCGAACAACAAUCCCGCCUCCCAGAGCCAACUGGACCAGAAACUGUGGGGCACCGCCAACUCGACCACCACCUCGCCCCACUCGCUCAGCCCCAAAUCGUUCCAGUUCGACACGGUGGUACCGGGUGGUGGCGGAGGUGGGGGCGGCGGCGGGGUGCCGAACCAAAACAAAGUGUCGCCCCUAAUUCGGGAUUUCGUGCAAGGAAUCGACGACCGGGAGUGGCAGAACUCGUUAUACGGACUCUUGCAGAGCCAGACGUACAAUCAGUGCGAGGUCGAUUUGUUCGAACUCAUGUGUAAAGUUUUAGAUCAGAAUUUGUUCUCGCAGGUGGACUGGGCGAGGAAUUCGGUGUUUUUUAAGGAUCUCAAGGUGGACGAUCAGAUGAAACUGCUCCAACACUCCUGGUCGGACAUGCUGGUCCUGGACCACAUCCACCAGCGCAUGCACAACAGCCUGCCCGACGAGACGACGUUGCACAACGGGCAAAAGUUCGACCUGCUCAGUCUCGGGCUCCUCGGGGUGCCCGCCCUCGUCGACCACUUCAACAACAUAACGGCGAAGCUCCAGGAGCUCAAGUUCGACGUCAGCGACUACAUUUGCAUCAAGUUCAUGUUGCUGCUGAAUCCAGAAGUCAAGGGGAUCGCCAACAGGAAGCACGUGCACGAGGGUUACGAGCAAGUGCAGCACGCCCUACUCGAAUACUGUUUGACGUGUUACUCCCAGAUUCCUGACAAAUUCAACCGGAUGCAGUCGAUCCUCCAAGACAUCCACUCGCUGGCGGCCCGUGGCGAGGAGCACCUCUACGUGAAACACUGCAACGGUUCCGCGCCGACGCAGACCCUCCUCAUGGAAAUGCUCCACGCGAAACGGAAAUAACCAUCCCUCACCCCCCGACGCACCACCCCCACCACAUUGUUGGAUGAUACCACGACGUUACCAUAUCCGUGUGCAAUAGCGGCUUACCAGAUUAAAAAUUUCGUGUACAUAGUGAGGUUAUGUAUUAGAAGAGGACGAAAGAGGGAAAUCUCAUAAAAGUUGUUAAUUAUUUUUUUUUGUCUUGUUUUGUUUGUUUGUUAAGUCUCGGGGUUGAAAACUAAGCGGGAAAAUCGAACUACGGAUGCCUUGACGAAGUACAAAAGAGUGGGGCUGUUUGUUUGUUUUUUCGUUAAAAUUGAGGACUUUCGUUUUAAUUAAUUAAUUAAAAGGCGGCCACGGUACCACUCGGAUUUCUCGUUUGUUUUAGUGCUUAGUUUAGGAAUUUUUUUUUUAUUAAGUUUGUGAUACCGGGCCGGGGCGAGGGUGGGGGGCGCGGCACAUGGGCGUGGCUUGCCCCCUCCCCCCUUCAGUUGUUUAUUCUGGUAAUUGGGCCGGAGUUGUAGAGGUUCAAUUAAUGGCUGUGAUAAUACUUAAUUACUUCUCUUAUUUUUUUUUUAAUUGUAAACGGGAUAUUUGACCGGUUCACACCUGUUUUGGAGCAAUUAAUUAAUUGUUUCCACCCCACCUAAGUAGCUGGAAUUCUGAAGAUGAGUUUGGUACCAAAAACGUCUAUCUGGAACGAAAAUUCGACCAAAAUAGAGCAUUUUUGGUUGACUAAUAAGUAGUCGCACACUCCCCUGGAUUUUUUCCAGAAUUUUCCAGGGAUUUAAGAACGGUUUUUUGUAAGGGUUGUGCGUUGUUUAACAAACAUUUUGGUGCAUAAAUGACCCCUGUGGCUCAAAUAGUUUCUGAGUUACAUUCAAUUUUCUGAGGCAACGUCUGAAGAAAUCACUUUUUUAUAUUUUCUGGGUAUUUUCGCCUGUAACUCAAAAACCGCUCAAAGAAAAUUUACGAUUCUUUACACUAAAAUGACAGCAACCCUGAGGAUGGAUUUGAAGUAAAAAACGUUGCUCUAAGUAAAAUAUUUGGGCAGAACGAGCUUGUUUGGUUCAGUCGUGGUUUAGACCAAAGAUCCAAUAAGAAAAUUAUACAUUUCCCUGGAUAUUUCGCAGAAUUUUCCAGGGAUUUAAAAACGGUUUUCACGUAAGGGUUUCCCGCCUUUUAAUAAACAUUUGGAUGCAUAAAUGACCCCUUUGGCUUAAAUAGUUUCUGAGUUACACCCAAUUUUCUAACCCAAGAUCUUAAAAAAAUCACUUUUUUUAUAUUUCCUCGGAAUUUUCGCCUGUAAAUCAAAAACCGCUCAAAGAAAAUUUACGAUUUUUCACACUAAAAUGACAGCAACCCUGAGGAUGGAUUUGACGUCAAAAACGUCGCUCUAAGUUAAAUAUUUGGUCAGAAAGAGCUUGUUUGGCUCAGUCGUGGCUUAGAUCAAAGUUCCGAUAAAAAAAUUAUACAUUUCCCUGGAUAUUUCGCAUAAUUUUCCAGGGAUUUAAAAAGGGUUUUCACGCAAGGGUUUCCCGCUUUUUAAUAAACAUUUUGGUGCAUAAACGACCCCUUUGGCUUAAAUAGUUCCUGAGUUACACCCAAUUUUCUAACACAAGGUCUUAAAAAUCACUUUUUUUAUAUUUCCUGGGCAUUUUCGCCUGUAAAUCAAAAACCGCUCAAAGAAAAUUUACGAUUUUUUACACUAAAAUGACAGCAACCCUGAGGAUGGAUUUGACGUCAAAAACGUCGCUCUAAGUUAAAUAUUUAUUCAGAAAGAGCUUGUUUGGUUAAGUCGUGAUUUAGACCAAAGGUCCAAUUAAAAGAAUUAUACAUUUCCCUGGAUAUCUCGCAUAAUUUUCCAGGGAUUUAAAAACGGUUUUCAUCUAAGGAUAGCCCGCUUUUUAGUAAACAUUUUGAUGCAUAAACGACCCCUGUGGCUCAAAUAGUUCCCGAGUUACACCCAAUUUUCUAACACAAGGUCUUAAAAAAAUCGCUUUUUUAUAUUUUUCGGGUAUUUUCGCCUGUAAAUCAAAAACCGCUCAAAGAAAAUUUAAGAUUUUUUACACUAAAAUGACAGCAACCCUGAGGAUGGAUUUGAAGUAAAAAACGUCGCUCUAAGUUAAAUAUUUGGUCAGAAAGAGCUUGUUUGGCUCAGUCGUGGCUUAGACCAAAGGUCCGAUAAAAAAAUUAUACAUUUCCCUGGAUAUUUCCCAGAAUUUUCCAGGAAUUUAAAAACGGUUUUCACAUAAGGGUAGGGAGUUUUUUAACAAACAUUUUAGUAUAUAAACGACCCCUGUCGCUCAAAUAAUUUCUGAGUUACACCCAAUUUUCUAACACAAGAUCUUAAAAAAAUCACUUUUUUUAUAUUUCCUCAGAAUUUUCGCCUGUAAAUCAAAAACAGCUCGAAGAAAAUUUACGAUUUUUGACACCAAAAUGACAGCAACCCUGAGGAUGCAUUUGACGUCAAAAACGUCGCUCUAAGUUAAAUAUUUGGUCAAAAAAAAACUUGUUUGGCUCAGUCGUGGCUUAGACCAAAGGUCCAAUAAGAAAAUUAUACAUUUCCCUGGAUAUUUCGCAGAAUUUUUUAGGAAUUGAAAAAUGGUUUUCACGUAAGGGUUGUCCGCUUUUUAAUAAACAUUUUGAUGCAUAAACGACCCCUGUGGCUCAAAUAGCUUCUGAGUUACGCCCAAUUUUCUAACCCAAGGUCUUAAAAAUCACUUUUUUUAUGUUUCCUCGAAAUUUUCGCCUGUAACUCAAAAACCGCUAAAAGAAAAUUUACGAUUUUUGACACCAAAAUGACAGCAACCCUGAGGAUGGAUUUGACGUCAAAAACGUCGCUCUAAGUUAAAUAUUUGGUCAGAAAGAGCUUGUUUGGCUCAGUCGUGGCUUAGAUCAAAGUUCCUAUAAAAAAAUUCUACAUUUCCCUGAAUAUUUCACAGAGUUUUCCAGGGAUUUAAAAAGGGUUUUAACGAAACUAUUGGGCGCCCUUUAACAAACACUUUGAUAUACAAACGACUCCUGUAGCUCUAAUAGUUUCUGAGUUACACCCGAUUUUCUGAUCCAAGGUCCAUGACCAGAGUAAUUUGUACAGUUUGGAGCAUAUUUCAAGAACCACUGCGACUAAAUUCAUAAUUUUACUCAGUAAAAUAAAACGGAUCCUGAUGAUGGACUUGGAAGCAGAAACGUCAAAAACUUUUUAAACUACUGUCGUUUUUUUUCCGACGAAACGUGAAAAAUCGAACGGACUUAAAUCAGGAAGUCGAGCAGGCCAAAUGUUAAUAAAUGGGCACCUACCUUGCUUCUCUUUCCAGUCUCCGUCUGGACGCCGUGGUGUCCCGAGAAUCUGCAAAGAACAACAAACAUGUUAGAAAAAGACAGACUCAUUGGUUUUAUGGUGAACUACGAGAAAAAGUCACCGGGUGCCAAAUCGGGCCACCAAAUAUCCCGUUUCGCUGUCAUCUCGUGUCUCUUUUUUGUAAAUCUUUAACGAACGGCGCAAGCGCGCCACGUCACUUAGUCCCGCACUCGUCCCACCCGCUCGGCCCAGUACGACCGUUAUAUCGUGAAGGGGUGUGCCAUCCCAGUUUUUUUUUUUUAACUAAUAGUUCGUAAACGCUACACAUUCCAGGCAAAUGUGCUCCCGAGGGAUUCAAGGGCAUCUUAGACAUGUAAAUUUUGUUUUGUUUGGGUGGAUGCGCGUGUGAGAGAGAGAGAGUGAGUGACAGGACGCACUUUUCUAGCUUUUACUUUUUCGUGGUGAAGGACUAACCCUAAUUUUGUAUUUAUCGAUAAGUUUCGUUUUUUAUUUUCUUAGGUUAAGUGUAAACAUGAUUUUUUUUAUAUAGGCGUAACCCUGCCCCCCCCCUGUUUCUUUAUAUGGCGGUACCGUGGUCCUAAAAAGUUUUUUUUUGCACUAAAUCGAUAUUUUUCUACAUAAAGGGAACAUCCGAACAUCGAAACUGGAACAAUGUGAGCAUGCAAUUUGAUAAACCAUACAUAAAUAUGUUCUUCUUUUGUUUUUUUUUUAAAUGAUAAAAUUGUGAUAAUGCGAGCUGUAGGAGGUUUUAACGGUAGUUUUUAGGUGGUAUUGUAUAAAAAUUUGUUCAGUUUAAUGGCAUUAAGUUUGUUUUUUGCUAUGGGGUGGCUCAAAUAUUUGGAAUAUUGCGCGAAACACACGGCGUGUUAGAUCCGGUUGACGUGCGGACCACACCAGAAAAAAACUUCCCGGUUUAUAUUUCGGAAGAUCUUUUAAUUGUACAAUUCAUGGGUGAUGGGCGCCCCUGGUUGGUUUGCCAUUAUUUGGUACUAAAAAGAGUAAAAUCGCAGGUUCAUUUGGUACAAUUUUUUUAAGUUCAAAAAUGUACUGAAAAGCACCUAAGCCUGAUCAGGGGCAAUAGUUAAUAUUCUUAGUACAAUUAAACGGUAUAUUAUUGACUACACUUAGGUAUAUAGUAAUUUAAUUGUACUAAAAUAAGUAUGGGUGAAUUCAAUUUCAGGAAAAUGUACUAAAGAUGACCUCUUUGAGGGUCAAAGAACAUAGUUUUUCCCUACCAAAAAAAAAUUAGUAAUUUCUGGUCAGGUCGAUCUUGUACAUUUUUUUGAUUUUAUAAAAUGUACUUAAAACAACCUUUGCCUGGGCAUGCGUGGGGAUUUUAAUAUUUUUAGUACAAUUAAACUAUUACCUGGUGAUACAAGCAUAAGUUUGUACUAACCUAAUUGUACCGAAAACAAUAAGGUCUAAUGGGUGAACCCAGUUGAAAAAAUGUACUAAAAACCUCCUGCAAAAAAAAGUUAUCUCGGAAAAGGUCGAUUUCGUACAAUUGUUUAUAGCAGAUGAAUUCAGUUUAAAAAAUGUACUAGAAACAUCCUUUGCUUGGUCAUGCGUGCGAAUAUAUAGAAGAUAUUACUUGGUGAUGCAAGGCCUUUAGCCACACAUAGGUUUGUACUAACUUAAUUGUACCAAAAAUUUUAAAAUCUAAUGGGCGAAUCCAGUUAAAAAAAUGAACUAAAAAUAACCCAUUCAAGGCCUUUUUUUUAGUACAUUUUUAUGCAAGGAACGUGGUUUCCCCCCUCCCCA
This is a messenger RNA of Anthonomus grandis grandis, 7313 nucleotides long. It is a transcript of the gene ftz-f1, whose product is annotated as nuclear hormone receptor FTZ-F1. Gene Ontology annotation, molecular function: zinc ion binding; nuclear receptor activity; RNA polymerase II cis-regulatory region sequence-specific DNA binding. Gene Ontology annotation, biological process: regulation of transcription by RNA polymerase II; hormone-mediated signaling pathway; tissue development. The transcript has 6 exons. Gene Ontology annotation, cellular component: RNA polymerase II transcription regulator complex. Bases 443 to 2251 code for a protein of 602 amino acids. NCBI's taxonomy places the organism in Eukaryota, Metazoa, Arthropoda, Insecta, Coleoptera, Curculionidae. The record is from RefSeq and is a predicted model, not a curated record.